Molecule: messenger RNA, 339 nt
Organism: Sphenostylis stenocarpa
Lineage: Eukaryota; Viridiplantae; Streptophyta; Magnoliopsida; Fabales; Fabaceae
Source: the annotation of a GenBank genome assembly
AUGGUUGCUGCCAAGAAAACAAAGAAGACCCAUGAGAGCAUCAACAACAGACUCGCUCUUGUGAUGAAGAGUGGGAAAUAUACUCUGGGUUAUAAGACGGUUCUCAAAUCUCUAAGGAGCUCCAAAGGGAAAUUGAUUAUCAUUUCCAACAAUUGUCCACCAUUGAGGAAGUCUGAAAUUGAGUACUAUGCUAUGUUGGCGAAGGUUGGAGUUCACCAUUACAACGGAAACAAUGUGGAUUUGGGCACCGCAUGUGGCAAAUAUUACAGAGUUUGCUGCCUCAGCAUUGUUGAUCCUGGUGAUUCGGAUAUCAUCAAGACAAUGCCGACUGAGCAGUAG